GAUGUCCACUGCAAUUCACUGGCCAGAUCGCUACACUCCUGGCACCACGGACAACUACGUAUCAAACGAAGUCAUCGCAAAGGACGUAACCGCCGCACAAAUCUGGGCACUUCUCGCGGACAUCACGAAAUGGGAAACCUACUACUGGAAUUGCACUGAGAUCACUCCACCCAAGUCCGGACCGAAACUCGAGGAAGGCAACGAUUUCCAGUUCUCCACCUUUGGCUUCCCGCCUCUGCCCUGCACCAUUCGCGAGUCAGUCGCGCCAUCUGCGUCUCAGCCAGGCCGAAUCGCAUGGGAAGCAGUGACUGAUGGAGAGGGCGGCAAGACCAUAUACGUCUAUCAUGCGUGGAUCGUUGAGGAUCUACCUGGAGGACGUGUCCGUAUCCUUACGCAGGAGUCGCAAAUCGGGGAUGUGUUCAAAGAUUUCGCAGGCAAGAAACCGAACCCCAUGUUGAAUGGUCACCAGGAUUGGUUGGACGGAUUGGUCAAGGCGGCGAGAGGGGAGAAACCUGACGAGCCUGGGGCUUGGAGCAGAUUCUACCGCCGCAAUGUUGAUGAUGAUUUGACGAUUGCUACGGAUUGA
Messenger RNA from Zymoseptoria tritici IPO323, 586 nucleotides. RefSeq lists its product as uncharacterized. The record is from RefSeq and is a predicted model, not a curated record. The transcript is spliced from 3 exons. The annotation marks the transcript as partial. Lineage: Eukaryota; Fungi; Ascomycota; Dothideomycetes; Mycosphaerellales; Mycosphaerellaceae.